Molecule: messenger RNA, 924 nt
Organism: Endocarpon pusillum Z07020
Lineage: Eukaryota; Fungi; Ascomycota; Eurotiomycetes; Verrucariales; Verrucariaceae
Exons: 4
Coding region: 1-924 (307 amino acids)
Biological process (GO): monoatomic ion transport; mitochondrial transmembrane transport
Cellular component (GO): mitochondrial inner membrane
Molecular function (GO): monoatomic ion transmembrane transporter activity
Source: RefSeq, a predicted model, not a curated record
AUGUCAGCUUCCUUGCCUGGGAGCAGAGAACUCCCUGCCUCGCAAUAUGACCUCUCCACCUACUGGGGCCGAGUCAAGCAGUCAGCCGGCAUAGCAGAUCCCAGAACCCUUUUGGUCUCCUCCUCUGGCCUCGAAAAUGCCAAACGACUGGUGUCAUCCUACAAGAAAGGGGAGAUCAAGACAAUGACACCAGAGAUAUGGCAGGCGAAGAAGAUCGUAGACUCGACAUUGCAUCCUGCCCGUCUUCCUCCCCUUCCGCAUGUCCUGCUUCGUCAUCUCGAACCUCAUCGUCACCGCCGGCAUGCUGACCCCCAACAUGGGCACAACCGGCACCCUCCUCUGGCAGAUAGCGAACCAAUCCCUCUAAGUCGGGAUCAACAGCGCCAACGCCAACAAAUCAACCCCACUGUCCACCUCGCAGAUGACCAAAUCCUAUCUCCUCGCCGUCUCAGCCUCCUGCUCCGUCGCACUAGGUCUCAACGCCCUGGUGCCGCGGCUCAAACGCCUCAGCCCGAGUACACGAACCAUACUAAGCCGCCUCGUGCCCUUCGCCGCCGUAGCCAGCGCCGGCGUCUCAACGCCCUGGUGCCGCGGCUCAAACGCCUCAGCCCGAGUACACGAACCAUACUAAGCCGCCUCGUGCCCUUCGCCGCCGUAGCCAGCGCCGGCGUACUGAACGUCUUCCUCAUGCGCGCCGAGGAGAUCAGGCAGGGGAUUGACGUCUAUCGCGUGCAGAAACCCGAGCAACCUCCCCCUCCCCCCAACCCCUCUACCGAAGACCCAAACCCCAACCCAAACCCCUCAAAACAAGUAGUGGUAGCAGAAGCACAACCCCAAUCCCUCGGCAAAUCGCGCACCGCCGCCCUCCACGCCGUCAGCCAGACCGCCAUCUCGCGCGUCCUCAGCGGGGAGUUAUCGACCUGA